AUGAAAUCAAUUUUGACUAUCACUGUUCUUUUAACUUUUUUUACAAUAAUAUUCACUCAAAACACACCUAACAUUAAAGAUGGACGUUACAAUAGCAAGACAAAAACGAUCGAAAUAAAUGUUCAGUAUAGUGGUGGUUGUGAUGAGCAUAAAUUUCAACUUAAGAUUGGUACAUGUCUUGAAAGCUAUCCCGUUCAAUGUGAUGCCAAGUUAAUUGAUCUUACAACAAAUGAUUAUUGUAAAGCGCUUAUUCAACGUAAGGUUAUAAUUGAUCUUCAUGAAGCUGGUUUGGACAAUAGUUAUUACACGGGU
This is a messenger RNA of Rotaria sordida, 312 nucleotides long. The record is from the annotation of a GenBank genome assembly. NCBI's taxonomy places the organism in Eukaryota, Metazoa, Rotifera, Eurotatoria, Philodinida, Philodinidae.